CAGAUGACCCCACUUUUAAUGUAAACAAGCCGAGGAGAGCGGAAGGUUAAAAAAAAAAACUUCACCAUGCCACACCCACUGCCUGCGCCUGCGUAUAUCCCAUCAGUGGCCGCUAGGGGCGCCAUGCACCGGAAGCAGUUUCCUGUUAGCCCGUCAGAGCUCCCAUCUCCAAAGCCUGACAUUGCGAAGAUGAAGACUGUUGGGGUUUAGACCGGGAAGAGGGAGCUCACACCGGGACUUUCAGAGUCUUGUUAUGGAAACGUUUCCCGUAGGUCCAGGUGGAGGCAGGAGGUGCAUGUAGAGAGCAUUAGAAAUCAGCAGUAUGUACUCGGAGUGGCGCUCGCUGCAGCUGGUGGUGCAGAGUGAUCAGGGCCACAUCAGCGUGCUGCAUACCUACCCAAACAAUGUUGGCACCGAAGUGGCAAACGCCGUGGUGAAGCCUCUGGGCACAGCGGUCAGCCCUGUGGCCACAGAGAACAUCCUCAAGACAGACAAGGAGGUGAAAUGGACUAUGGAGGUGCUGUGCUAUGGCUUGACCCUCCCAUUAGAAGGAGACACUGUCAAGCUUUGUGUGGAUGUAUACACUGACUGGAUGAUGGCUCUGGUGUCACCCAGAGACUCCAUGCCACAACCUGUGGUCAAGGAGCCCAAUAUGUAUGUGCAGACCAUUCUGAAACAUCUGUACAAUGUCUUUGUUCCAAGGCCUGAACAACACAGUCUGAACCACAUCAGACUUUGCCAGCAGGUUCUGACUGCGGUCCAGAAGCUGGCCCGAGAGUCCGUUUCUAUGGUCAGGGAAACCUGGGAGGUGUUGUUGCUUUUUCUACUCCGGAUCAAUGACACACUGCUGGCUCCGCCCACGGUUGGAGUGGGCGUGGCAGAGAAACUGGCAGAAAAGUUAAUGGCUGUGUUGUUUGAAGUGUGGUUACUGGCGUGUGCUCGCUGUUUUCCCACUCCGCCGUACUGGAAGACGGCGAAGGAAAUGCUGGCGAACUGGAGACACCACCCUCCUGUCGUUGAGCAGUGGAGCAGGGUGGCCUGCGCUCUGACGUCCAGACUGCUGCGGUUCACCCACGGACCAUCCUUUCCAGCUUUUAAGGUCCCAGAUGAAGAUGCCAACUUGAUUCCAGUAGAGAUGGACAACGACUGCGUGGCUCAGACGUGGUAUCGAUUUCUGCACAUGAUCAGCAACCCUGUGGACCUGAGCAACCCCGCCAUCGUCAGCACCACUCCAAAGUUUCAGGAACAGUUUCUCAGCCCGAGUGGGAUCCCCCACGAAGUGGUUUUGCACCCCUGUUUAAAGCAGCUCCCCCAGAUCUUCUUUAGGGCUAUGAGGGGGGUCAGCUGCCUUGUUGAUGCCUUCUUGGGUGUCUCUGUUGAAAAGAGAGAUGUACGCGACAGAGUGUUCACUUUUUUCCCACUGCAGCUCUCUCAUGGGAUAUCGCGACCACGGGCUGACAGUGCCCCGCCCACUCCUGUUAACAGACUGAGUGUGUCCCCGCCCCCCUCCAUUGCCAACACUACACCCCCACACAGCCGCAAGCAGCGACAUGUGGCAGUCACCAAAACUACGAGCAAGAGUUCAUCUAGCAGUGUGAGUCAAUCUACCAAAGCAACCCAGCAGCAGCAGCACCAAUCUUCCUCCCCGACCCUGCUUUCCAGCCCCAACCAGAGCGGCUGGGAGUCCCGGCCGCUGCCCGCCCCGGCCCGGCCCAAAGUCAACAGCAUCCUGAACCUGUUUGGUCAGUGGCUUUUUGAUGCUGCCCUGGUCCACUGUAAGCUGCACAGCGGCCUCAGCAGAGACAGCAGCAUGACCGCGAUAACCACUCAGCUGGGUUUGGACCUGAGAAGGAAAGGUUCUCAGAUGUCGACCGACUCCAUGGUGCCAAACCCUUUGUUUGAUAUCAAUGAGUUCCCAGAGAGCUACGAGGCCGGACGAGCGGAGGCCUGCGGCACGCUCUGUCGCAUCUUCUGUAGCAAGAAAACUGGAGAAGAUAUUCUGUCCGUCUACCUGUCCAGGUUCUACAUGGUCCUGAUUCAGGGUCUCCAGAUAUCAGAUUUUAUCUGUAGACCAGUUCUGGCUUCCAUCAUCCUCAACUCUUCAUCUCUGUUCUGCACUGAUUUGAAGGGCAUCAAUGUGGUGGUUCCCUAUUUCAUAGCCGCUCUGGAAACUAUUGUUCCAGACAGGGAACUGUCCAAGUUUAAGAUGUAUGUAAAUCCUACUGACUUGAGGAGAGCCUCCAUCAACAUCCUCCUGGCCAUGCUGCCUCUGCCGCACCACUUUGGGAACAUCAAGUCUGAGGUUCUGUUGGAGGGGAAGUUUAACGAGGAGGACGGCUGUCCGCAUGACCAGCCCGUGUCCUUCCUGUCGCUGAGACUCCGCCUGGUCAACGUUCUCAUCGGAGCACUGCAGACAGAGACAGACCCCACCAACACUCAGCUCAUUCUAGGUGCAAUGCUGAAUAUCGUUCAGGACUCGGCUCUGUUGGAGUCCAUCGGUGCACAGACAGAAACGGGCAGCGUCGAUGGAAGUCACGUGACGCUGCGGAAUCAGAGCCACAGUCGCAACAGUAGCAUCAGCUUCAACAGUGGGGGCAGCACAGAGGCCACCAGUCCAGACUGUGAACGUCCUGCACAGGCGCUGCUCAGAGACUAUGCUCUUCCAGAUACUGCGGCAGGCCUGUUGGUGCGCAGCAUCCACCUGGUCACUCAGAGACUGAAUUCCCAGUGGAGGCAGGACAUGAGCAUCUCACUGGCUGCCCUGGAGCUGCUGGCCGGCCUCGCAAAGGUGAAGGUGGGAGUGGACUCUGCAGAAUGGAGGCGUGCCGUCAGCUCCAUAUGUGGUUACAUCGUGUACCAGUGCAGCCGUCCAGCUCCUCUUCAGUCCAGAGACCUGCACUCCAUGAUCGUAGCUGCUUUCCAGUUUCUCUGUGUGUGGAUCACAGAGCACCCUGACAUGCUGGAUGAGAAGGAGUGUUUGGUAGAAGUUUUGGAGAUCGUGGAACUCGGGAUCUCCGGCAGCAAAUCCCGUCAGGAUCAUGAAGUUCGUCAUAAAGGGGAGAAGGAGCACAAUCCAGCUUCCAUGAGGGUGAAGGAUGCAGCAGAGGCCACACUGUCCUGUAUCAUGCAGGUGUUAGGGGCCUUCCCGUCUCCCAGUGGGCCGGCGUCCACCUGCAGCCUGCUGAACGAAGACACCCUGAUCCGCUACGCCAGGUUAAGCUCCACAGGAGCCAGCAACUUCCGCUACUUUGUCCUGGACAACUCCGUCAUCCUGGCAAUGCUGGAGCAGCCGCUUGGCAAUGAGCAAAACCCCAGCCCAUCGGUUACCGUUUUGAUCCGAGGGACCGCUGGAAGACAUGCCUGGACCAUGCAGCUCUUCCACCAGCCCAGAGGAGCCCGGGCCAAUCAGAGGCAGGUGUUUGUCCCUGAGGGCCGUCCAGCGCCCAACAACAACGUGGGCAUCAGGUACAACGUCAAGCAGAGGCCUUUUCCUGAGGAGGUGGAUAAGAUCCCUCUCGUGAAAGCGGACGUCAGCAUUCCGGACCUGGAUGAUAUUGUCAGUAAGGAGGUGGGUUGCAUGGAUUGGCUGAAUGAUUCACGAGCCUCAAGCUCGCUGAUGUAUAACCACUCCCACCUGGGCAUUCAGCACGACAAGCUCCGAGCUCUGAUAUCCAAGCAGAUAGAGUAUGAGACCAGCUUGGAGCGACACAGCGAGGAAAUUGUGAAGUCCAAGCCUUUCCCAGACCCACAGACGGACUGCAAACCCCCGUGUCCGGCUCAGGAGUUCCAGACGGCGCGCCUCUUCCUCUCACACUUUGGCUUCCUUUCUCUGGAGGCCCUGAAGGAGCCCAACAACAGUCGUCUGCCUCCUCAUCUGAUUGGUCUGGACUCGUCUGUGCCGGGGUUUUUUGACGAUGUGAACUACCUUGACCUGCUGCCCUGCAGACCCUUUGACACAGUUUUCAUUUUCUAUGUGAGAGCUGGACAGAAAAGCAGCCACGAGAUUCUGAGGAAUGUGGAGUCAUCGGCGAGUGUCCAGCCACAUUUUUUGGAGUUCCUGAUGUCCCUGGGCUGGCCUGUGGAUGUGGGACACCACCCAGGAUGGACAGGGCAUCUUGAUACCAGCUGGUCACUAAAUUUCUGCUCUGAUAGCAAUGAUUUACCGCAAACAGAGGAAGCAGUGUCUCCUGAGGACUCCGGUGGCUCCGUUUUUAAUGGAGAGAAGAAAGUUUUGUAUUAUGCUGAUGCCCUGACUGAAAUUGCCUUCGUUGUGCCCUCUUUAACGGAAAAUUCUGAGGAGUCGUCUGUUCACAGCGACUCCACCGUGGAGGCAGACACCAACUCAGAACUCAUGUCUGGUUUACUUAAACAAUCCAAUCUGACACUGGAACUGUUCCCCAACCAUUCAGAGAACCUGGAAUCUGCCAAAAAGCUUAGUCCUUUGGUGAAGACAAAGAGGUCAUCAACUGGAAAGUCUUACCCCCAGCUGGGCCCUGAGACGAAGGUGUUUGUGGUGUGGGUGGAACGCUUCGAUGACAUUGAAAACUUCCCGUUGUCUGAUCUGUUGGCGGAAACCAGCACAGGCCUGGAGGCCAGCAUGAGCAACAGCACCUCCUGCAGGUCAGGGUUAGUAGAAAAAGAUGUUCCUCUGAUCUUCAUCCACCCUCUGAAGACCGGGCUCUUCAGGAUCCGCCUGCAUGGAGCUGUGGGUAAAUUCGGAAUGGUGAUUCCUCUUGUGGACGGCAUGGUGGUCAGCCGCAGAGCCCUCGGGUUUCUCGUGCGUCAGACUGUCAUCAACUUAUGCCGGCGGAAGCGCCUGGAAAGUGACUUGUACAACCCCCCUCACGUGAGGCGGAAACAGAAAAUAACGGAGAUCGUCCAGCGCUACCGCACCAAGCAGCUGGAGCCCGAGUUCUACACCUCGCUCUUCCAGGAGGUGGGGGAAGGAAAGCCUCACCUCUAACCCCCCUGUCCUAACACUGUCUCACGCACCAGGACACGGUCAACACGCAGAAUCUUUAUAUUUAUACUGUGCUAUUUUGUUAUAUAUAUGAAUACAUAUAUCAACACUGUUUGCCUUUGACUCUGAAAUCAAAACGUCAAACCCACGCCAAGAGGAAGAAGCUCCACUUGCGUUGCAGCUGCUCAGCUGAGGUCUGAUAGGCUCCGGGCGAAAAGGUCUCUUGGUUUUGGUCCAUGCUUCGUGGCAGAUGUUUCUGCUCGUCUUUCGAUGCACUGGGAGCGUCUUCUCUCUCUCUCUGGACUUGUAAAAAGGUUGUACUUUCUUGCCCGUACCGGCGGGGAGGAUUGAGAAUCCGUAACACACCGCUGAACUUCAGGAAGGGAUCCAGACAUCAUGGUUGAUUUGGCUGUAAAGGUUGGAUUUUAGCCAAAGAUUAAACCAUGCAAGCAUAAGGUUUGAACCCAGAGCUGACACCGAGCUAUAGUCUUCCUGUUCUAAGACAUCCAUUGACGCUCACUCAUCUCUCAGACCAGUCAUCAUCAUUUUCCCAUCAUUCUGUGUGAACGCUACACGGAGUGGGGGGGCUUUAAUCCCAUGGGGGAGGAGCUAAAGGCAGUUAUUAACAUGACUCCCCCAGCCUCAUUCAGAAAGACAACACAGUUAAAAGUUGCGUUCCUAAAGUUUGCACUUGAUGUUUGACCGACGAGCACGUUUUUCGUUUAAGGUUCCCAAACCUUGGCCAACAAGCAGAGCCAUAGCACACUUCUAUUGUCCUCCAGAGCAACACGAAGGAAGCUCCGGCCCAAAAUCUGCAGCCAAUAACAGGAUCGAACAAACCAGGAUCAGAGCUCAGACCUGUGAGAGUUUUUCCUGAGAAGAUGUAACUUCUCACGUCUCUGUGAGGUCUGAAAUCUGCAGGUUUGUUUUGGUUUCUUCACUGGUUCUGACUGUAACCGUCUCACUUUCUGCCUCUAAAAAUGUGAAUUUAUUUAUCACAAAGAUGAAACAGGGCAAACAUUCAUGCUAAAGUCUUAAUGCACUGAACACCCCCCCUCCCUGUCCUUUAGUUACUCGUCCUUUUGUACUGUUUUGCAUUUUUGGAAGAAAAUCCUGCUUAAGAAAGAGUUUUAUCUUGUGAAAUAUGAAUGAAGAGGCGGCGUUGUGGAGUUUUUAACCUGCGGUGUGUAAGUGUGACUCACUUUUUACGACAGUGCUGUAUGCACAUGCCUUUUUUGGAAGGAAAUUAAAUGAAAAACGCUUCAAACAACACACAAAGUCCCACAUGUACCCUGUUACUCCUAUUUGAUCGUAUUUAAGGACUUGCCAUGUACAGAAGUGGAUGAUGUGUACAUAUGUGAUGAUGUUUGGCAUUUAAAAGUUGUCUGUUGCAUUCCUCAUCCGAGCAGAAAAUGUAUGUAUGCCAUUUUGUGUGGGGAGGAAUGCAAUACUGAAUGUAAAAUGCAUCAAUUAAAACUAUUAUUGACAUUUUAA
This is a messenger RNA of Oryzias melastigma (Indian medaka), 6454 nucleotides long. It is a transcript of the gene ralgapb, whose product is annotated as Ral GTPase activating protein non-catalytic subunit beta. Gene Ontology annotation, biological process: activation of GTPase activity; regulation of small GTPase mediated signal transduction. Gene Ontology annotation, molecular function: GTPase activator activity. Bases 323 to 4963 code for a protein of 1546 amino acids. The record is from RefSeq and is a predicted model, not a curated record. Lineage: Eukaryota; Metazoa; Chordata; Actinopteri; Beloniformes; Adrianichthyidae. The transcript is spliced from 32 exons.